AUGGUGCAGCUGGCUUGGGUUGUGGACAUCGACGAGGACAAGGCCCAGCGAAUCGCCACAGAACAAGGGUGCCGCUGGUCCACCCAGCUGACUGAGGCGCUCCCAGACGUGGAUGCAGUGAUCAUCGCCUCUGCGACGGACACGCACUUCCCCUACAUCAUGGAGUCCCUGCGUGCCGACAAGGCCGUCUUGGCCGAGAAGCCCAUCUCCCACGAGCUGCACGAGGUGAUCGAGGCCGUGGAGCUGGCCAAGCAUCGGAACCUCCCCUUCGUCUGCGGCUACCAGCGCCGAGCGGAUCGGCACUUCCGCGCGCUGAAGCAGCAGUUGGAUGCUGGGGCGGUCGGGAAGAUGAAGGUGGUGAAGACCUGCAGCCGCGACAACCCGCUGCCCCCGUUGGAGUACCUUCGUACCAGUGGCGGCAUCUUCCACGACAUGCUGAUUCACGACUUCGACAUGCUGGACUUCCUGAGCAAUGGCGAGCAGCCAGAGUCAGUCACGGCCAUUGGACACUGCUACAACUCAGAGAUCCAGAAAAUGAACGACAUCGACACGUGUGCGGUCAUGUUCAAGUAUGCCAACGGUAUGAUGGCCAUGGUUGACACCAGCCGUGAUGCCUCGUAUGGCUACGACCAGCGCAUCGAAGUCUUCGGAGAGAAGGGGAUGCUCACAGCCCACAACGAGCUCACGAGCACUGUCGAGCUGGCCACGGGUGCCGGGCACUUGCGGCCCCCGGCCAUGUACAGCUUCCCGCAACGCUACCUGCAGGCCUACCGUUCCGAGCUCACGGAGUUCAUCGAGCUGGUGCGCGCUGGCCGCAGCAGCGAGGCCCACGCCAAGGAGCAGGUGGCCAUGCUGCGGCACCCGGGCGUGGUCCGCGCAACCAUGGCUGCCGAACUUUCGUGGAAGCUCGGGCGCACGGUGCAGCUGGCAGAAGUGGAAGUUUCCCAGCCUGAGGCCACGGAGACCACGGAGGGUUCGGAGGCCAAGAACAUGUUCGGCGACAGCUUCCGCAACUACGCGAAUUCCCAGCGGCAAGAGAAGGUCGCGGCCACAUACGGCCUCAUGCACCAGAAUCAAACAGUGGAGUUUGUGCAGGAGCAGCGCGAGAAGUGGCUGAAGUUCAACAAAGGUGAGUUCACGGUCAUGGAGGUGAUCGCCAUGCUGGACGAGCUAGUGGACGACUCGGACCCGGAUGUGGACAUCCCGAACAGCAUCCAUGACUUCCAGACUGCCGAACGCAUUCGCGAGCAGUGGCCUGGGGAGGAGUUUGACUGGUUCCACCUUGUUGGCCUUUUGCAUGAUCUGGGCAAAGUCAUGGCACUGCCGAAGAUGGCGGGCAAGGAUACUCUGCCACAGUGGGCCGUGGUGGGCGACACCUUCCCCGUCGGCUGCGCCCCUGCGGAGGAUGCCAUCGUCUUCCCGGAGGCCUUCCGUGAGAAUCCGGACUACCACCACCCUCUCUUCAGUACAAAGAACGGCAUCUAUCAUCCCGGUUGUGGCAUCACUAAGCUGAUGUUCUCCUGGGGCCAUGAUGAGUACAUGUACCAGAUGCUGAAGUUCAAUGGCUGCACCAUUCCCGAGCACGGCCUCAACAUGAUCCGCCUCCACUCUUUGUACCCGUGGCACGACAAGGGGGCCUACAGCCACCUUGAAAGCCCGGAGGACGCAGAGACGAAGAAGUGGGUGAAGGAGUUCAACAAGUUCGACCUCUACUCCAAGGCCGAUGCGGUGCCGGAUGUAGAGAAGCUCAAGCCGUACUACGCCUCCCUGUUGAAGAAGUACAACCUCGAUGGCAAGCUCCAGUGGUGA
Molecule: messenger RNA, 1809 nt
Organism: Symbiodinium natans
Lineage: Eukaryota; Dinophyceae; Suessiales; Symbiodiniaceae
Source: the annotation of a GenBank genome assembly